This is a messenger RNA of Candidula unifasciata, 1191 nucleotides long. NCBI's taxonomy places the organism in Eukaryota, Metazoa, Mollusca, Gastropoda, Stylommatophora, Geomitridae. The record is from the annotation of a GenBank genome assembly.
AUGGCAAUGCGGCGUACAAAUCUUCCUUUGUUGAGAGCGCCAUAUGACACUACUCAUGAGUACAAUGCCAUCUCUGUGGGAAGCCCAAGGCAGUUGCAAGAACCAAGACAGGUAGCAGAGAUAGUACCACUUCGGUCUGACCUUCCAAACAGGAUUGAAAGCCUUGAAGACAGACUGGCCAUGAAUAAUAAACAUACUGUGUUCUGUAUACAGGCACUAAUUGACAGAGCAUUCAAAAUCAAAGAAGAAGUGGUGGAAAGUUUGAACUAUACUCAAGGAACAUGGAAUGAAGAGAAGCAAGCAAGAGGACUUCUACAAGAACAUAUCAGGACGAUCACAUCGGUAGUCAACAAACUAAAUGCUGAUAUUGCCGCUUUGGAAAGUUCUAUCAAAUCACGAGACACAGCACAUGUAGGAACAAACAAUGCAGUGAAACACCUGGAGGUGCACCAUGUCCAAACACUGACAGAUCUUCGAGGGCGAAUUGUCAGGUGUGACAGUUCCAUUUCUAAACUGAGUGCAGAUAUUCGAGUGUGUUUUGAAUCAAUCAAGCAGCUGUCACAUCAACAGCAAGAAAUGCAAAAUAGGAUGAUGGACAGAGUACAUGGCCUUGAAGCACAGCUUGUCACCCUAAACAGCAACAUAGAACGAAUUAAUGGAGAGUCUCGAAUGAAACUGCAGCAUUUAGAGGGUGAUACAAACACUCAGAUGUCGAUGAUUGAUGCCAAGACAAGGCAGUUGAUUGAGGACCUUAAAACUAAUCUGACCACCAUGCAGACUGCUUUUGAAACUGAGAGAGAACGAAUCGAACAGAGAUUGCUGGUGGCAAUUGAGAAAAUUGAAGGGAACAACGAUUUGUCCUUGGAAAAAUUGAUGAAGAAAAUAGACGAAGGCAGGUACUUAACAGAUGCUCGUAUUACUAAGUUGGAGGAGUCUCUGAAUGAGUCCAGGAUGUAUGUGAAUGAUGCACAGUCUUCUUUAGAAGCAAAGCUGCUGGCAAAAAUGGACAAGACCAUCAACAGGCAUACAGAAGAGAUAGCUAAACUGAAACGAGAAUGCAGAGAAGGUUUUUCUACUGUACAUGAAAGUAUUAGUAAUAUGAAGACUGUUAUGGAAGGAAAGAGAAAACUGCUAGAAGAUCAGCUCAGGAAAGAGAUUGGACAGUUGCGUAAAAUGAUAGUGUUAGUCUAA